AUGCUUGAGAUGAGGCUGAUGCAUCAUUAUCUGACAAAGACCUAUCAUACCCUGCAACAAGGCAAAAUCGAUGCGACUCACUUUCAGACGGUCAUCCCGGAAAUGGCCACAUCCCACCCUUUUCUGUUGGACAGCUUACUUGCACUGACAGCUCUGCACCUAGCCUUCCUGAACCCAGACGACAAGCGCCCGUGGAUGGAAGCUGCGCUCAAAUAUCAAAAUCAGGCAUGCUCGGUUUUUAGUCGGAUUCUCGUGGAGAUCUCCCCAGAGAAUUGUGGGCCUGCCUUCCUCUGCGCGGUUUUCAUCCUCCUAUGUGCGACUGCAUAUCCAUGCGUCGCCGGGGAUACUCAUCCGUUUGAUCCACUAGCCCAGGUCCUGGAAACUCGCCGUCUCCUUGUCGGAUGUGCUUUUCUUUACCAUCAUCUGCAUCGACAUCCAGGGCAAUUGAAAGAGUGGCUACGGCACCCGAAUGAUGUGAAACGGGAGGAAAAUGUCACAUCUCAAGGGACGUGGAAUGCGAAGCUUGUGCCGCUGCGAAGUGCUCUUCUAGAUUCUCUUCGACAAGUAGCGGCCAUCAUGAACGAUGCCAGUGAACCGCAGCGGGCAGCCUACCAGGAAACCUGGGAUUUUCUACACGAUACCAUCAGUUUGUGGCCCUUGGGAGGUCCUCGUGGAGGCAUCAUAUCCUGGCCCAUCCAUAUUGGUGAAGACUACAUUGCCCUGUUGAAGCAGGGGGACUGGAUCGCUCGUAUACUAUUUCUACACUAUGGAGUCGGCAUGCAUCUCCUGUCAGACAAAUGGUAUGUUAGCGAUUGGGGGCGCCGCUUGGUGGCUGCAGUUUUGCAGCCUCUACAAGACAUUCCUCCAAUCUGGACCGAAACUAUCACUUGGAUAAGACAGGCAGUCGACCUCAACGGCUAG
Messenger RNA from Aspergillus pseudoviridinutans, 921 nucleotides. RefSeq lists its product as uncharacterized. Gene Ontology annotation, biological process: regulation of transcription by RNA polymerase II. The record is from RefSeq and is a predicted model, not a curated record. Gene Ontology annotation, molecular function: DNA-binding transcription activator activity, RNA polymerase II-specific. The coding region runs from base 1 to 921 and encodes 306 amino acids. The transcript is spliced from 3 exons. Lineage: Eukaryota; Fungi; Ascomycota; Eurotiomycetes; Eurotiales; Aspergillaceae.